Messenger RNA from Vigna angularis (adzuki bean), 2308 nucleotides. Its product is annotated as oligopeptide transporter 2-like. The transcript has 6 exons. Lineage: Eukaryota; Viridiplantae; Streptophyta; Magnoliopsida; Fabales; Fabaceae. The record is from RefSeq and is a predicted model, not a curated record. Gene Ontology annotation, molecular function: oligopeptide transmembrane transporter activity. Bases 98 to 2308 code for a protein of 736 amino acids. Gene Ontology annotation, biological process: transmembrane transport.
GCCGUAAUACGUGUAAGGAUCUUCCCGUUUCAAACUUUCUUCUGAUCAAUUUUAACACCAGUGAGCGACUCAGAGGGCGGCGCGUGAGUUUAUCAGUAUGGCCACCGUGGAGAUAGAACGCGAGCGGGCGGAGAGUCCGAAAGAAGCAAAAGGCGACGAUGACGUUUCGCCGAUAGAGGAGGUUCGGAUGGUUGUGUCGAACGAAGACAAUCCGAACGAGCCGGUCUGGACGUUCCGCAUGUGGUUCCUGGGGAUCAUGGCGGUGGUGUUGCUCUCGUUCCUGAACACAUUUUUCGGUUACCGUAGCCAGCCGCUGACGGUGACGAUGAUAUCGGUUCAGGUGGCGACGCUUCCCAUCGGGCGCUUCAUGGCGAAGGUUCUCCCGAGAAGGAAGGUUCGGAUAAGAGGGAGAGAAUUUUCACUGAAUCCUGGCCCCUUCAACAGAAAGGAGCACGUGCUGAUAUCCAUAUUCGCGAAUGCGGGUGCCGCUUUUGGAAGCGGUUCUGCUUAUGCUGUUGGCAUUGUGGAUAUAAUACGCGCGUUUUAUGGGAGGAAGAUUACCUUCUUGGCUAGCUGGCUCCUGGUCUUGACCACACAGGUGUUAGGGUAUGGAUGGGCGGGGAUAAUGAAGAAGUACGUGGUGGAGCCCGCACAGAUGUGGUGGCCCGGUACUCUGGUCCAAGUCUCUCUCUUCAGAGCUUUGCAUGAGAAAGAAGGGAAGCGCAUGUCAAAAGAGAAAUUUUUUAUCAUCGCACUUACUUGCAGCUUCGCGUGGUACGUGGUCCCUGGCUACCUAUUUCCGACGUUGUCGAUUAUUUCGUGGGUGUGCUGGAUAUUUCCACACUCAGUUACUGCUCAUCAACUUGGGUCCGGCAAGAAUGGACUUGGUUUGGGUUCUUUUUCUCUUGACUGGACCACCAUUGCUUCAUUCCUUGGCAAUCCCCUUGUCACUCCUUUCUUUGCAAUAGCAAACGUCUUAGCGGGUUACAUUUUAUUCAUCUACCUCAUCAUACCCAUUGCAUAUUGGGGACUUAAUCUUUACAGUGCCAACAACUUUCCCAUAUACUCUUCUAAUCUAUUCACUUCCCAUGGAGACGAUUAUAAUGUUACGGUCAUUGUCAAUCAAAAGUUUGAGAUAGACAUGCAAGCAUACCAGAAACAAGGUCUAGUCAACUUGAGUGUCUUCUUUGCUGUUAGUUAUGGCUUUGGUUUUGCUGCCAUUGCCGCAUCCCUCACUCAUGUUGCCAUAUUUAACGGAAGGGAGAUAUAUGAACAAUUCCGAUCUUCACGAUCUGGAAAGGAAGACAUUCACACAAGACUGAUGAAGAAAUACAAGCCAAUACCUAAUUGGUGGUUUCAUGUGACGCUUUUAAUUUCCUUUGUACUUGCACUUUUACUGUGUACUGUCAUGAAAGAUCAGGUACAAAUGCCAUGGUGGGGUCUCAUCUUUGCAGCUGGCCUUGCACUUACUUUUACUCUCCCCAUUAGCAUCAUAACGGCCACCACGAAUCAGAGUCCAGGAUUGAAUAUCAUUACUGAGUACAUCAUGGGUGUGAUCUUACCGGGAGAACCAAUAGCAAACGUUUGUUUUAAGACAUAUGGGUACAUAAGUAUGUCACAGGCUGUUUCCUUUCUAUCUGAUUUCAAACUAGGACAUUAUAUGAAGAUUCCGCCUCGGUCCAUGUUCAUCGUUCAGAUUAUAGGGACUCUGAUAGCAGGAACCGUGGAUGUUGGUGUGGCUUGGUGGUUGCUAGGUUCAAUAAAGAAUAUAUGCAAACAAGAUUUACUGCCCGAAAACAGUCCAUGGACGUGCCCUGGUGAUCAUGUUUUCUUUGAUGCAUCUGUGAUCUGGGGUUUGGUUGGUCCAAGGAGGAUUUUCGGUACUCUAGGGAAAUACCAAAAGCUGAAUUGGUUCUUCUUUAUAGGAGCAGUGGGACCAGUUGUUAUAUGGGCACUCCGGAAAGUGUUUCCCAAACAACAUUGGAUAUCCUUAAUUCACCUCCCUGUACUUCUUGGAGCAACUGCAAACAUGCCACCGGCUAGCACAGUGAACUUCAAUUCAUGGAUUAUUGUUGGCACAAUCUUUAAUUAUUUUGUGUUCAAAUAUAGGAAGAAUUGGUGGGAGCGGUAUAAUUAUGUGCUAGCUGCAGCUUUGGAUGCCGGAUUGGCUUUCAUGACAGUUCUUAUAUACUUUGCAGUUACGAUGGAGGGUAAAGGCAUUCAAUGGUGGGGAACUGAUGAGCACUGUCCACUGGCGGAAUGUCCAACAGCAAAAGGUCUAAUUGCUGAAGGCUGUCCUGUCUUUUGA